Molecule: messenger RNA, 558 nt
Organism: Naegleria gruberi
Lineage: Eukaryota; Heterolobosea; Eutetramitea; Acrasida; Naegleriidae
Exons: 1
Coding region: 1-558 (185 amino acids)
Biological process (GO): mitotic sister chromatid cohesion
Cellular component (GO): NatA complex
Molecular function (GO): acyltransferase activity, transferring groups other than amino-acyl groups
Source: RefSeq, a predicted model, not a curated record
AUGACUACUACUAAUCAAGCCAAUUUAAUUGACCAUCGUUCAUUCUUCUCAUCACAUAGCAGUCAAAAAAAGCUUGGAGAGAAUCAAAAGUUACGCUUGUUGGGAAUUAUUGAUAAGAAUAUUGAACAAUUAAAGAUUUUAAAUAAUUAUAUUUAUCCAAUUAAAUACAGAGAAUCUGUAUAUGAACAAAUACUUCAAAAAGGACCAGAAUUUAAUCAAUUUGCAAUUUUCAAUGAUAUACCAGUCGGAAGUUUUUCAUGUAGAGUUGAUUCUUGUGAAGGAAAUCCAUCAAUUUAUUUAAUGUUAUUAGGUGUAUUACCAAAAUAUAGAAAGUUAGGAAUUGGUCGUGAAUUAAUUUCCAAAGUUUUUGAAAUUUGUAAAAAGUUUUCAAUUGAUAGAUGUCAUCUUCAUGUUCAAUGCACAAAUGAAAGUGCAAUUCAAUUUUAUGAAAAGAUUGGUUUUAAGAAUAUUAAAAAGCUUGAAAACUUUUAUAUUAAUGAUAGAUUACCUGAAAAUGAAUGUAAAGAUUGUUAUUUAAUGGAAAUUGUUUUACAAUAA